Messenger RNA from Arabidopsis arenosa, 647 nucleotides. Lineage: Eukaryota; Viridiplantae; Streptophyta; Magnoliopsida; Brassicales; Brassicaceae. The record is from the annotation of a GenBank genome assembly.
UCAACAAACAAACAUCUCAUUCCCUUAUUCGGAUCAUCGGUCUCAAAGCUUAGUCGUUUCCUUUCUUCUUAUAUAUUCUAGCCAUGGCUCAGACCGUUGUCCUCAAAGUUGGUAUGUCAUGCCAAGGCUGCGUUGGUGCCGUCAAUAGAGUCUUAGGCAAAAUGGAAGGGGUAGAGUCAUUUGACAUUGAUAUCAAGGAGCAAAAGGUGACAGUGAAAGGUAAUGUUGAGCCUGAAGCAGUUUUCCAAACAGUUUCAAAGACUGGAAAGAAGACUUCUUACUGGCCAGUGGAGGCUGAGGCUGAGCCAAAAGCCGAGGUUGAACCCAAGGCUGAAGCCGUGACUGAGACUAAAACCGAGGCUGAGACUAAGACUGAGGCUAAGGUUGAUGCAAAAACUGAUGUUGAACCAAAAGCCGCAGAAGCCGAGACUAAGCCAUCACAAGUUUAAGUAUACUAAAGAUGAGAAGGAAGGCUAAUCUACCUUUACAAUGCUUCUUUAUCUUUUGCUUGUGUUGUGUGUGUUGUUGUAAGCAGUGCUUUCUCUAAACAUCUAAUAUUUUCAUGUAUACCUUUUUCAACCUUUGAUAAGAAGAUGUUGGGCCCAUGUUGGUCCGACUUUCUUUUAUAAUAAGUUUCAAGUGUUUUA